AUGGGAGGGGGGCUGACGGUUUUUACGGGGGGCCACCAACACGAAGGAGGUCUCCUUUUUCCCUACUGCUGGGCAUCCCUUUGCCUCUCCAUCUCUCUGUGCUAUUACCUAGCCCUCGCUCGUGUCGCUACACUACACUACAUACAUCAAUUUACAUUCUUGCCGUCGGCCAUUGACACGCGCGUCGCAUCCCCUCGUUACCCAUUUGUUUUGAGAUUAUUUUCCGCCGUGUGUCUCUCGGCCUGCCUGGAACUUGCUUCCGUCACCACUGAGACCUGGGCAACGCAGACUCAGCCCCGUCCCUCCACAACCACCCACUCGGAGUCGAUCCCUUCGUUGGUGGCUGCAGGCCUUGUCCGACAACAAAGUCCUCUUCUCCAGGUUGAACCCCGCCAGAUACUCAUUGUGACCUUGAAUACUGGAACAGUUAUCGUUCACGAGGGCCUCGACGACACAUUUGCCGCAAUGCGGACAUCAUCGCCACUGUCGCUGAGGCGCGCGCUUCUGCUGACGUCCUUCUUCGCUGCCGGAGUCUACGCCCAACAAAACAACGACGACGAAGACGAAGCACAGACAUCGCAAACACAAAACACACAGCCAACGCCCACAAACAACCGGCCAUCGACCUCCUCCGCGAAUGCGCAAACGAGCCAAACAUCUUCUCCCACCAACGCUCCUCCCCCGCUGUCUUCCAGCACCCAAUCCGAAGAAACACUCCCUUCCCUUCCUCAACCGACCGCCGACUUGACCCUCACCGAUCUCCCGACCCUCUCCUCCCGUCCCGACCUCAGCAUCCCGACUUACCCCCCUCCCGCCAUCCCGCCCACCCACAAUGCUCCCUUCAUGAACCACUCGACCCUCCCAGAUGGCACCGUAUUUAUCGCCGUCGGCGCCAUCCUGGCCGCCUUUGGCCUCGCCGUCCUCCUCUGGCGCGGCAUCCUCGUCUGCCUCCUCCACCGCAGCGUAGAACGCGCGGCCAUGGCCCAGCACGCAGCAAACGACAAGUCGGCCGCCUCCUUCCCGGCUCCCCCGGCCCAAUUCUACAAGUACCUCGAGCGGGAAUCCAACGCCUCUCUUCCUGUUGCUGGCGCCAACUCGGGAACCAACAGCGGGAUCGGCACCCGGCGCACCCACCGCGGUCCUACCCCCUCGGCCACCCCCUCGCAAACAAACCUGUUUUUUUCACCUACGGCCGGCCACGGAGCGGCAAUGGGUGGCGGCGGUGCCGGAGCGGGCUCCUCAAACCGCGACUCGAGGUUUUUACCCUCUGGGUUUUAUGCCUCAGCAUCACCCAAUCCUGGUGGUGCGGGUGCGGUAGGUGGUGGUGGUGGUGGUGGUGGUCAUCAGCAUGGAAACUCUGUUAGUCUGUCUACCCUGCGACCGGCAUCACGAGGAAGGGGGCAGAUGAUGGGGCCUAGUCCGCCCGAGUCCCCGUCUAUCGAUCCGAGAAUGGGAGGGGGGUUUAGCUCGAGCUCGCUGAACUUGAACAGGCCGCCUAGCGCGGGGGCGAGGGCGCCGAGUGCGUAUUUGGAUGACUUGUUGGAUGAUCAGCCGGGGUUGUUUCCUCCUGCUGGGGGGCAGCCUGGGCAGCAGGGGGGUGGGUAUAAUGGGGGGCAGCAGAAAGGGAGGUUUUAG
Molecule: messenger RNA, 1635 nt
Organism: Podospora anserina S mat+
Lineage: Eukaryota; Fungi; Ascomycota; Sordariomycetes; Sordariales; Podosporaceae
Exons: 1
Coding region: 1-1635 (544 amino acids)
Cellular component (GO): fungal-type vacuole
Source: RefSeq, a predicted model, not a curated record